UUCGCACCGCCUCUUCCGCUUCCGUAUCAACAGACUCAAACAUGGCCGCUGUACGAGAGCAAAACCAAAGCACGGAGCGAGUUUAGUGUCAAAUAUCUACGUGAAAUUCAAGUUGAGACAGAAUGUUGGCGUGCGUGGACGUGGACACGGCGGAGGCGCGGCUGCAGCGCGUCACAGAGCUCCAGGAGUUCACGGAAACCUGCAGAAAACAUCUGGAACAUGUGUUCACAGAACUGCAGUGGAGACCCCCGUGUGAACCUCAGACUGAAUCUGACCUGGAGGAGGAGCUGGUGCAGUGCCCGUUUGAUCCUGGUCACAGAGUUCCUCGCAGAAGUCUGGAGAAGCACAAAGAAUCGUGUCACCUUAAAAAGAUGAACUACUCCUCAGAGGAACAGGAGCAGAUGCCUGACACGUCCUUCUGUUACAAGAACACAAAUGUCAGGACCUUUGUCAUGGAUAAGAUGACCCAGCAUCAGGUGAUUCUUCAGGCUCGUUCUGCUGCUCCGCUCAUGAAGAUGGAGGGCGUCUUUUGGCAAGGGCAGUACAGCGGAGAACCUGUGGAGGUGCCGCAGAACCAUAAGAGGGCGCUGUGUGACCUCACCGUGGCCGACCGAUUGGCUCUGUACGAUCAUGUGACCAGCAAACUGUCCAGUCAGGAAGAGGCGGCUCCGUCCUCCAGUAACGAGGACCUGUACGUGGAUCUGGUCAAGAAACUGCAGAAAGACGAGGAGCAGAAGGAGCCCAAGACUCACCUGGAGCUCAUGGCUGAGAUGAGGGACUACAAGAGACGCAGGCAGUCGUACAGAGCCAAGAACGUGCACAUCACCAAGAAAUCCUACACAGAGGUGAUUCGGGAGGUGAUAAAUGUGCACUCGGAGGAGCUGAGCCGACAGUGGAGAGAUGAAGGGAUCGACAGGAGUAGACGGGGGAGAGGGGAGGGGUCUGACAGGAGCAGACAGGGGAGAGAUGAAGGGCCCGACAGGAGCAAACGAGAGGGGUCUGACAGGAGCAGAGAGUGGAGAGAAGAGGGGCCAGACAGGGGCAGACAGGGGAAAGAGGAGAGAUCUGACAGGAGCAGACAAGAAGGGCCGGACAGGAGCAGGGAGUGGAGAGAGGAGGGGUCUGACAGGAGCAGGGAGUGGAGAGAGGAGGGGUCUGACAGGAGCAGGGAGUGGAGAGAGGAGGGGUCUGACAGGAGCAGACAUCGCGAUGGAGAACCCAAGAAAAAAAAGAAGAAACGCCAAAGAGAUUCACGUUCCCCAGACGACCAUCACAAACACAAGAAGAAGAAAAAGAAGGGAAAAAGGGAGGAGAGAGAGAGGGAGGAAAAAGAAGACAAGUGAGCCAUACAACAGAGCACAUGUUGUUAGAGGAGACAUCCAAUCUUCAUGUCAAACAAACGGUGAUACAGUUUGUGUGUGGGUGGGGGGGGUAAAUUUAUUCUUUUGUAAAAUGAUCCUAAAAUGUGAAAU
Boleophthalmus pectinirostris (great blue-spotted mudskipper) is the source of this 1472-nucleotide messenger RNA. RefSeq names its product small nuclear ribonucleoprotein 48 (U11/U12) (gene snrnp48). The transcript is spliced from 8 exons. Lineage: Eukaryota; Metazoa; Chordata; Actinopteri; Gobiiformes; Gobiidae. The coding region runs from base 123 to 1343 and encodes 406 amino acids. Gene Ontology annotation, cellular component: cytosol; nucleoplasm; U12-type spliceosomal complex. The record is from RefSeq and is a predicted model, not a curated record.